This is a messenger RNA of Caenorhabditis elegans, 1275 nucleotides long. RefSeq names its product putative acid ceramidase (gene asah-2). Gene Ontology annotation, biological process: fatty acid metabolic process. Bases 10 to 1215 code for a protein of 401 amino acids. The record is from RefSeq and is marked reviewed. Gene Ontology annotation, cellular component: lysosome. The transcript has 8 exons. NCBI's taxonomy places the organism in Eukaryota, Metazoa, Nematoda, Chromadorea, Rhabditida, Rhabditidae. Gene Ontology annotation, molecular function: fatty acid amide hydrolase activity; N-acylsphingosine amidohydrolase activity.
AGGGUAACCAUGAAACCAGUCGCUAUUUCUCUUUCUCUUCUUCUCCUGGUUACGCUACUUCCCGGUUCAGAGCAGCGAAAAGUUGACAACCCGGAUUUCCAGCCAAAUUGUUUGGUUGGAGGACCAGAUAUUUAUGAUCCAGCACAAUCGGAGAAGGUCCUCUGGUUUGAUGUGAACCUUGAUCUUCCACCUCGUCAGCGUUUCCAGCAAAUUGCAAAAGCCUACAAAAAAGAAAUUCAUGCAGUCUUCGAUGUCCUUAAUUACUUCCUUACCAUCAUCCCAGGAGUAAAUGCAUGGGAACUCAUUGGAAACAUGACUGCCAGUGCCUUGGACAAAGGAAUGAUCAUGAACCCCUACAGAGACGAGGUUCUCGGAAUCGCCGAAGUGCUUGACGUACCACUGGGAAACUUGGUUUUCUUGAAUCUUUUCUACGAGAUGUCAAGAUUCUGUACAUCAAUUGUGGCUCAAACCGAGGACAAUAAAGAUUUGUAUCACGCUAGAAAUUUGGACUUUGGACAGCUUUUCGUAUGGGAUAUUGCCGCUCAAUCAUGGGGAUUGACUGAGGCAUUGAAGAAAGUCAGUGUCAACAUCAAUUUCUUCAAGAAUGGGAAAUUGUUGUUCAAAGGAUCUACUCUUGCCGGGCACGUUGGAGUUUUGACAGCCAUGAAACCACACAAAUUCUCAUUGUCCAUGAACGCCAAAGUCCAGCCUGAUAUCAUCAAUGUUGCCAAAUGGUACAUGGGAGCUUAUGAGAACACUGAUCUUCAAUUCGUCAUGUACUUUGAUCGCUGGCUAUUCGAAAACUGUGACGAUUUCCAGUGUGCUCGCGAAAAGAUCGCCGGUGUCAAACUGUUGACAGGCGCUUAUUUCAUUCUCGGUGGAGCCAAUCCGGGUGAGGGAAGUGUGCUCGUGAGAAACACGACAUCAGUUCAAUUUGAGAGGAAGUUAUUCGAUGGAGCUAACGAUUGGUUCUUGUUGCAGACUAAUUAUGAUCCUGAUAAGGAUCCACUUUUUAUUGACAACCGUCGUGACCCUGGAAACGCCUGCAUGAAUAAGCUUACUCGCGCCAAUGUUGGAAUGAAGGGAAUCUUCACGGUGCUCUCCUCCAAGCCAAAUCUUAACAAGACUACUGUCCACACUGUCAUUAUGUCUGUCACCAAGGGCUACUUCGAGACUUUUAUUCAAAAGUGUCCGAACCCAUGUUGGGCUUUCUAAUCGGUCCGAAAAUCAACAAACAUAAAAAUAAAUGUUCAUUAAUAAAUUCUAUGAGUCUAU